AUGUAUAAAAACAUUUGUUGCAGCAACGGUGUUAUUUAAGAUUGGUUGUUUAUUUUAAAGACAGCAUCAUGCCUGAACCAGCAAAGUCCGCGCCCAAGAAGGGCUCAAAGAAGGCCGUCACCAAGACCGCCGGCAAAGGAGGGAAGAAGCGUAAGAGAUCCAGGAAGGAGAGCUACGCUAUAUAUGUGUACAAAGUGCUGAAGCAGGUUCAUCCUGACACCGGGAUCUCCUCCAAGGCGAUGGGCAUCAUGAACUCUUUCGUCAAUGACAUCUUCGAGCGCAUCGCCGGUGAGUCGUCUCGUCUCGCUCACUACAACAAGCGCUCCACCAUCACAUCGAGAGAGAUCCAGACCGCCGUGCGUCUGCUGCUGCCCGGGGAACUGGCCAAACACGCCGUGUCUGAGGGAACAAAGGCCGUGACCAAAUACACCAGCUCAAAGUAGACCUCCUCUGAGCUGAUCAGAGAACACAAAGGCUCUUUUAAGAGCCACCCA
Molecule: messenger RNA, 494 nt
Organism: Cyprinus carpio (common carp)
Lineage: Eukaryota; Metazoa; Chordata; Actinopteri; Cypriniformes; Cyprinidae
Product: histone H2B
Cellular component (GO): nucleosome
Molecular function (GO): DNA binding; protein heterodimerization activity; structural constituent of chromatin
Source: RefSeq, a predicted model, not a curated record